Fulmarus glacialis (Northern fulmar) is the source of this 1157-nucleotide messenger RNA. RefSeq names its product integrin alpha-8-like. NCBI's taxonomy places the organism in Eukaryota, Metazoa, Chordata, Aves, Procellariiformes, Procellariidae. Bases 52 to 309 code for a protein of 85 amino acids. Gene Ontology annotation, biological process: cell adhesion mediated by integrin; cell-matrix adhesion; cell-cell adhesion. The record is from RefSeq and is a predicted model, not a curated record. Gene Ontology annotation, molecular function: integrin binding. The transcript has 3 exons. Gene Ontology annotation, cellular component: integrin complex; external side of plasma membrane.
AAAAAUUAUCUCUAUACUCUUUUUUCCAAUGUGUCCUUCGAAGUUAAGAGCAUGCCAUAUAAAGUGCAACCAGCAAAGCUCCCUGAGGGAAGCAUAGCAAUCAGAACAUCUGUCAUUUGGUCCACUCCAAAUGUCUCCUUUGUAAUCCCUUUAUGGGUUAUAAUACUAGCAAUACUUCUUGGACUGUUGGUACUAGCUAUGUUGACCCUAGCUUUAUGGAAGUGUGGCUUCUUUGACAGAGCUAGACCUCCUCAAGAUGACAUGGCUGACAGGGAACAACUGACAAAUAAAAAGACUACUGAUGCAUAGAGGAAGAGAGUGACAGUUCAAGUCAGAAUUCUGCCCGAGACUAGAAACACGAUGAGGAUUAAAUGAAGGAUUCCUUCCACCAGCCUUCCUUUGUACCUGCAAGUGACAUGGUGGUGUAAUCUGAUCUAUGCAAUGUUCUGAGAACAUGCCACAUGAUGGCCAUCCUUGCCAAAGAAAGCAGCUUAUCACUGCCUUACAAACAUAUUCACCACUGAACAGAAUGUUUAUGCCAUAUUCCAGUCAGUCUACAUUUCAGCAGAUGCUUUUGAACACGUGUGGUAUACCGAGAUGCUUCCAGAACAAGCCCUAAUCUCCCAAGGAGAGAAUGCCCAUGUUGCUGUAUUGUCUAGAAGAUGGACCAGGACAAAACUUCUGAACGCUACUGUAUCAUGCAGGAUACCUUUGACACCUCCCUAAGAAUAAGAACUUUUAUGAAUUUAUGGCUCAGGGAGACAAGCAAUAUAUCAGUACUGUGAAAGUACUUCUGAAAAACAAAGGUAGUCUAUAAAGAACUUUAUAGAUGGGGCACAAUUAUUUAUUUUUCCACCUUUUCAGGAUAAGUAUCUGAUAUAAUCAUCAACUUAGAUUUUGAGAGAAGUAAAAAAAAUAGAAAUCAUGUACUUACCUUGCAUGUAAAUAGAAAAGUAAACCCAUUGUACACACAGAACACAUCUUUCUUGGCUACAAGGUGUUUUGCAAAGCAGAAGAUUUAUGCAACGCUUCACAAGAUAAGACAUGUGAUAAACAAGUAUCUCUUUCAACCCAGAGCUGGCAGUGUCACAUCCCGAUAACUAAAUCCAUGCACAGUAUAGAGCAGGGGAUGAGUUACCCUCUCAUUGCAUUGCUAA